Molecule: messenger RNA, 1158 nt
Organism: Saccharomyces paradoxus
Lineage: Eukaryota; Fungi; Ascomycota; Saccharomycetes; Saccharomycetales; Saccharomycetaceae
Gene: CNS1
Product: HSP70/90 family co-chaperone CNS1
Exons: 1
Coding region: 1-1158 (385 amino acids)
Biological process (GO): protein folding
Molecular function (GO): Hsp90 protein binding
Source: RefSeq, a predicted model, not a curated record
AUGAGCCCCACUAAUCCAAAUGCAGGAUAUACCAAACCUCAAAAGUAUGUGCCAGGACCAGGUGAUCCUGAACUUCCACCCCAGCUGUCCGAAUUUAAAGAUAAAACCUCAGAUGAGAUCUUGAAAGAAAUGAACAGAAUGCCUUUUUUUAUGACCAAGUUGGAUGAAACAGACGGUGUGGGUGGUGAAAAUGUGGAGUUAGAAGCUUUAAAGGCAUUAGCUUAUGAAGGUGAGCCACACGAAAUUGCUGAAAAUUUCAAGAAGCAAGGUAACGAAUUGUACAAAUCAAAAAGAUUCAAGGACGCAAGGGAGCUAUACACAAAGGGCAUAGCGGUGGAAUGUGAAGAUAAAGCUAUAAAUGAAUCAUUGUAUGCCAAUAGAGCAGCAUGUGAGUUAGAGCUGAAAAAUUACAGGAGGUGCAUCGAAGACUGCAGUAAGGCCUUAAGUAUUAACCCUAAGAACGUUAAAUGCUACUAUCGUACAAGCAAAGCCUUUUUUCAAUUGAAUAAAUUGGAGGAGGCCAAAUCUGCUGCAAUAUUUGCCAAUGAAAGAAUUGACCCAGAAAACAAGUCGAUUUUGAAUAUGUUAUCAGUGAUUGAGAAAAAAGAACAAGAACUGAAAGUAAAAGAGGAAAAAAAACAACAAGAAGUUCAGGAUCGUGAAAACAAGAAAAUCAUGUUAGAGAGCGCAAUGACGUUAAGAAACAUAACUAAUAUCAAAACUCGCUCUCCAGUGGAGUUACUGAAUGAGGGUAAGAUAAGGUUGGAGGAUCCAAUGGACUUUGAAUCUCAAUUAAUUUAUCCCGCUUUAAUAAUGUACCCCACACAAGAUGAAUUUGAUUUUGUAGGUGAAGUAAGUGAGUUAACUACAGUGCAAGAACUUAUUGACCUAGUUAUGGAUGGGCCACAAGAGAGGUUCAAAAAAGAAGGUAAGCAAAACUUUACUUCAAAGAAAGUGUUGGUGUUUAUGGAAACAAAGACAGGCGGUUUGAUUAAAGCUGGUAAGAAAGUGACCUUUCACGAUAUCUUGAAGAAGGAAUCGCCAGAUGUACCAUUGUUCGAUAACGCUUUGAAAAUUUAUAUUGUACCAAAGGCGGAAAGUGAAGAGUGGAUUUCCAAGUGGGAUAAACAAAAAGCCUUAGAAAGAAGAUCUAUGUGA